This is a messenger RNA of Ceutorhynchus assimilis (cabbage seed weevil), 1436 nucleotides long. The record is from the annotation of a GenBank genome assembly. Lineage: Eukaryota; Metazoa; Arthropoda; Insecta; Coleoptera; Curculionidae.
GUGAAUAGCAAUAAAUCAUAAGAAAUCUAAUUUUUAAUAACAUCAGCAUUAAUAUAAAACUUCUUACUUACCACAAUCUAGGACAGGUUGACAUAGCCAACAGUGCAAUUACUAUUAGUGCAUGUAUUAAAGAGAACAAAGAAAUGGAAAUUCCACCACCUGUAGAACUGAAACUACCCCUAAUCGUGCCCCACAAAGUUCUAAUGGGACCUGGACCUUCAAACGCAGCUCCUAGAAUACUACAAGCUUUAUCGCAACCGGUUUUGGGUCAUAUGCAUCCAGAACUUUUCACAAUAAUGGACGAAAUUAAAAAAGGAAUCCAGUACAUUUUUCAAACCAAAAACGAAUUAACGCUUGCGAUAAGCGCUUCAGGACACGCGGGACUUGAAGCUGUUAUGUGUAAUCUUUUGGAACCUGGAGAUACAGUUUUGGUAUUGGUUAAUGGGAUUUGGGGAGAACGAGCUGCUAAUAUUGCAGAAAGAAAUGGUGCGGUGGUUCAGAAGCUUCAAAAAUCAAACUCUAACGAUAAUUUUUCAAUAAUAGAGAUAGAAAAUGCAAUUAAAGGAUAUUUGCCAAAAUUGGUGUUUGUUGUUCAAGGGGAAAGCUCUACAGGGAUUUAUCAGCCUUUAGACGGGAUUGGUGAAAUUACUAGAAGAUAUAACUGUUUACUAGCAGUAGAUACGGUCGCUUCUUUAGGAUCAGUACCUAUGUUCAUGGACCAAUGGAAAAUCGAUGCUUUAUAUACAGGGUGUCAGAAAAUUAUAGGGGUACCACCUGGGGUCACUCCCAUAUCGUUUAGCCAAAAAGCACACAAUGUAAUUUUCAACAGAAAAACUAAAAUACCAGUUUACUACUUGGAUAUGACACUUUUGGGACAACAAUGGAAUUGUUUUGAAAAAAAUUUGCCCAGGCUGUAUCAUCAUACUACAUCAGCAAAUCUACUGUAUGCUCUAAGAGAAGGGCUAGCAAUUGUUGCAGACGAAGAACUAGAAAAUGUAAUCGAAAGACAUCAAAGGUGCGCUGAACGAUUGUAUAAAGGCAUAGAACUAUUGGGACUGGAAUUUUACAUCGAAGACGAAGUUAAAAGACUGCCCUCGGUAACAACUAUAAAAGUGCCAAAAGGUGUGGACUGGAAAAAUGUUGUAGAUUAUGCUAUGAAGAACUACAAAUUUGAACUGAGUGGUGGACUGGGACCGACAGUUGGGAAAGUUUUCAGGAUAGGAAUUAUGGGAUACAAUGCAACUCCUGAGAAUAUUGAUAAAACAUUGCAAAUAUUGAAAGAAGCGUUGGCUUAUUCUAAAAAUGAUUCUAAAUUGUGAAAUACAUAUUUAAUUAAAUCUAAAUGUAUAUACCUAAUAACACUUUAUACCAUAUAGUUGUGUAUAAAAAAAUAUAAAAUUUAAAUUUGAAUUAUUUCGGAAUUAUUUUGACUACAC